Molecule: messenger RNA, 1602 nt
Organism: Truncatella angustata
Lineage: Eukaryota; Fungi; Ascomycota; Sordariomycetes; Amphisphaeriales; Sporocadaceae
Product: Dfp1/Him1, central region-domain-containing protein
Exons: 1
Coding region: 123-1352 (409 amino acids)
Biological process (GO): positive regulation of nuclear cell cycle DNA replication; regulation of cell cycle phase transition
Cellular component (GO): nucleus; Dbf4-dependent protein kinase complex
Molecular function (GO): nucleic acid binding; zinc ion binding; protein serine/threonine kinase activator activity
Source: RefSeq, a predicted model, not a curated record
AUCAGCCCCAGACCAUCAACCCCUCCUUGCUGGAUCGGUCCGCUGACCAGUCAGUACGACGAAAGCUGUUCCCUGAUGCCAAGUCGAAGCUACAGGUGCCCUCUCGGGGUGGCCUGGCUCAGAUGCCGGAUACGAAACCCAAGAGAAACAUGGACGUGUUAUCCCGGGCACGCGAUAUGAGCAAGAAGAUAUGGUCACUCGAUAAGCUUCAGCGCAUGCUAUCUAUGCUCCUGGAACCCGACCUGAAUGUCAGUGCUGCCAUAGCCUAUGGUUCAAGGACUACCUCAGUACAGACCAGCCACACCCAUGUCAAGCCUGCAGAUGAGCGAAGUCUGCUUCAGCUCCUGCAUAACGAGCGUGUACAUGGUCCUUCUGACAGAGAUCCCACUGUUGUCACCAAGGAACUGCACUAUUUCAGGGGCCCGUACAUCUAUAUUUAUGAUUUUGAGGAGAAGCAGAAGCCCAUCAUGGUCAGGGAGUACACCAGAGUGCAAGAAAAGAAUGAGGGAGACUGGCCGCAGUUUCGCACGGCUCCACUAGGUCGGUGCCCGUUCAUCGAAGACUAUGAUCAUCGGGAGGUCAUCAGGCCCAAAAAGAAGGAGACGGUCAAGCCGCCUGUCGCAGCAAAGCCCGUCUUGCAGCCUCCCGAGGCGCAACCCGCCAAGCCAGUGACUGGCAAACGCUCCCUUUCCGAGAUGGAAAGUGCGCACAACCGGGGAUCCAGCGUUAGCGUCGCGUCGACCGAGUUCGUUAUGCCAAAGCCUAAUGCAGGAAAGAAGUUUGACUUUCGUCCUAAUGCGUUCACGAGCCGCGCCGGCACGGGUAGACUUUUUGGUGGCGAGCCUGUUGCUUCGGGUGUCCAGCCUUCCAACGUAACCUCGGCCAUCCGAUCUCAGAUGAUCUCAUCAACGGCUGCCACACCUGGUGCGAUUGGCGUGGUCAGCAAGGAGGUCCAUGGCCUGCAGAGAAAGGUUCUUCAGCGUAAUAGCUCGCACGAACUGAGCUCACGCAGGGCCCUGGGAAGCGUGGAGACCAGCUUCAAGGACGACAGCGAGCCAAAACGAUCUGCGCUCAGCCGCACAUCAAGCCGGAAACUAGAGUUGAUCGACGAACAAGACCGUGUCAACGAGAACGGCGAGGAGAAAGUCGCAAAGGCUACCGCAGUCGUUGAGAAGCGCGUAGUCAAGCCGCGUAAGAGGGACCCCAAACCCGGAUACUGCGAGAACUGCCAGGAUAAGUUUGAUGACUUUGAUGAUGUGAGUAUCCAAUGGAACAAUGCGAAGGCAACGUGGAGCAUAGCUGACCGUCUACCAGCACAUUUUAUCACGAAAGCACCGCAAAUUUGCGGAUAAUAAUGAUAACUGGGGCGACCUGGAUGAUCUCCUUUCUCAACUCUCCCGGGAGCCGAAACACAAGCACUAUAGUACCUGGGCCCCGACCUUACCAGAGUAUCCUGUUUACUAGACAGACUCGAGUCAAGUCUUAAGGCAACUUCCACCACGUAACAACCGGAAUGAAACUUUCGAAACUUUCGAAACCAUCGAUGGCAUUUUCCUUUCUCUUGGCAUUGCAUGUCGCGGUGAUACCCUCUACUUUCUCUUC